AUGCCCAAGAAUUCGAGGUGGCUGAGCCACCGGUAUGGCAAACUGCAUUGCAAAGAUGCUUUGGAGCCUGAUGGUGAAGAAAGAAACGGAAGUGAUGAUGUUCUAUGCUCCUCGUUGUGCAGUAGAACUGCCCAAGAAACGCUAGAUAAUUGUAAUAUGAAGGUACAAAGGUUGAUAAAAACCAAGUGCUGUUGCACCAUAUCAUUGUCAGAGCACGGGAAAGUAUACUCAUAUGUACAUACGCUGUCUCUAAGAAGCAACAGAAAGAUUCUGAACAUGAAACUCUCUUGGUUCAUGAUCUGGGCUGGAACACUGUUUUGGAACCCAGUCACUGCUGAUUGCAACGUUACUUCUCAAAUUGUCACUUGUGAGGAGUUUGGAAAAAACCUCUGUGCUAUCCCCAUUAACCUCUGCCAAAACGUUACCAAAUUGAGCCUCAAAAAUAACAAAAUCACUUUAAAUGACAGUGACAGAAAGGUUCUUCAAAGGCUUACUAAUCUCACUGAACUCUACUUAAAUGAAAAUGUAAUUACUGUACUGCCUAAUAACAGCUUCUGCAAUCUGACAAAACUCACAAUCCUGGAUAUCAGUAAUAAUCAUAUUAUCACAGUACAUCAAGCAGCGUUUGCAGGCUUAAAUCAACUCUCAAAGUUGAAUCUACUCCAUAACAACAUUACUCAAUUAGAUUCAGAUGUAUUUACAUCGUUGAAGUGUCUGACAGUUUUGAAUCUACAGGAUAACCUGUUGAAAUCUCUUCAUAUAAAAACAUCUUUUAAGUUGAUUACAGUCAUCUUAGCUGGAAACCCAUGGAACUGUUCCUGUGGCCUUCUUGAUCUACAGAAAUGGCUAACUACCUCCAACGUGACAAUGGAAAAUGAAAACAACACUGUAUGUGCAUACCCAAACACUCAGAAAAUAAUUUCUAUCAAGACUGCAGUUAUCCAGACAACUGACUGUGAUUUGAAAAAAGAUUCUUUAGAAACCACUGUAACUUCCACUUCUGCCAACAAGCUUAAAAGCAUUGCCUUUCUAACAUCUCUGGCUUCUUCAAACGUUACCGGCGGCAAUGGAACGCGUGUAGAGUUACCACUUCUUGGCAAAAGUUGGACCUUCUUAGUGGGUGUCCUAGGGUUUGUCCUAAGCACUACGCUCCUGAUUUUUACUGCUAUAAAAUGUCCAACAUGGUAUCGCCACUUGAUCAGCUACAAUCACCGUCGUCUGGAAGAAAAUGACCCAGAGAUGUUUGAACAAGAGUUCUCAGCUGAUACGAAUUCUUUUCCCACUGUAUCAGCUGUGUACGUCCGCUGUGAAGUGAAGAUCACACUCAAACCAACAAGCUUCUAAAUCUUGAACCGUGAUCUAAGAAUCCCUGAGACACCUAACCUAUGCAGGUGUCUCAUGUACUGAUUUUAAAAUUUCCCACCUAGCUAUGAACGUGCCUAUGCGCAUGCACAGAAUCAUCCAGGGAUGACAGAGAUGAACAUAUUGAGGCCUAUGGCCAGCCAGUAUCUAAAACUUAGGUAAGAUUUUGUUCAAGUAUCUAGAGGAAUGCACUCUGAUGACAGUUCAAUGUGAAGUAGAGAAACAGGACCAGAAAACGGAAAGAAAUAAUUUCUGUUUUCAAGUGAGUCUCUUAAAAGCCAUGUGGAGGAAAAAUAUUUUUGAGUUUUUCACCUAGCUAGAAACUACCAUUAUUGUUAAAGCAUAUUGGAAAUUAUUUUUAAACUUAUUUUAGAAGCCUGUUGGAUACAUAAAAGUUGUCUGUACUACAGACUAUAGAAGUUGCAUAUAAAGAAGCUGUCCAGCUGAGUUUUUUUGUCUUUGAAACAUAAGUCAGGGGCCAUGGUAGACAGCAUGUUGCCAUCAUUAGAUAAUGUUUAACAGAGAAAGGUACCACACGUUAGUUAAAUUGGGAGCUCCUAAUUUUAAUUUGGUUUAGUGUUUCUACUGGCAACGGGUGCCCUUAAAACAUUAGCGAUAAUUACCUUUUGCUCUGUUUCAUAUCAAAGGGAAGAACAGGAUCGGGUAUGACAGCCCCACCACCUCCAUAAGGUAUUACUAUCACUACUAGAAAAGGGAGCAGCAAAGACCGCAUUUGCAACAUAAUUUAUCUUCUGCUUCCUCCUGUCAAGUCUCCAAUUCCUAACUUACACAGCACAGCAAAACCUCCAAAAACCAUGACCUUGACAUUAGGUCCCUGAAAGCCAAAGAAUCUCCACCCCCACUUGAACUCCUCUUAAAUGAGAUGGUAAGCAUCUCCACGGCAGUUACUCCGAAGAGCUAAAAGCCAGGAACUCCAGCUGCAGCCUGGCACUGAUUCUGAAACUGUUGCACGCAUGGCACUGUGAGGGAACUUCUGAAUUAGAUCACGUCUCAAUCUUCCCUAUUUUACCAAGCUCAGAUGUGAUUUAACAACUUCUGAGAGGCAUAUA
Messenger RNA from Struthio camelus australis, 2432 nucleotides. It is a transcript of the gene LRRC19, whose product is annotated as leucine rich repeat containing 19. Gene Ontology annotation, molecular function: protein binding; signaling receptor activity. The record is from RefSeq and is a predicted model, not a curated record. Gene Ontology annotation, biological process: interleukin-8 production; positive regulation of non-canonical NF-kappaB signal transduction. Lineage: Eukaryota; Metazoa; Chordata; Aves; Struthioniformes; Struthionidae. Gene Ontology annotation, cellular component: plasma membrane.